Camelina sativa (false flax) is the source of this 636-nucleotide messenger RNA. Lineage: Eukaryota; Viridiplantae; Streptophyta; Magnoliopsida; Brassicales; Brassicaceae. The record is from RefSeq and is a predicted model, not a curated record.
AUGUCCUACUGUAAACCGGUCACCACUCCGGUUGACACCUCCGCCAAACUCCACGCUGAAGUCGGUGCUCCUGUUGCUGAUCCGUCAUUGUACCGUAGUCUUGUCGGCGCUCUCCAAUAUCUCACCUUCACUAGGCCAGAUAUCACAUAUGCUGUCCAAAAAAUUUGUCUCUACAUGCAUGACCCUCGUGAGCCCCACUUCACCGCCAUGAAACGCGUCCUCCGCUAUCUCAAAGGAACCAUCUCUGAAGGGCUACACAUCACUCGCUCCAAGACAACGACACUCACUGCCUAUACUGACGCUGACUGGGCUGGUUGUCCCAAUACACGCCACUCCACCUCUGGCUUUUCCGUUUUUCUUGGUGACAACCUAAUCUCCUGGUCCUCCAAGCGCCAACCCACUGUCUCUCGCUCUAGUGCUGAGGCCGAGUAUUACGGUGUUGCAAAUGUUGUGGCCGAAACAAUAUGGAUACGUAACCUUCUCCUUGAACUUCAUUGCCUUCUGAACACGACGACACUAGUAUACUGCGAUAAUAUAAUCGCCGUCUACUUCUCUACCAAUCCGGUCCAACACCAACGCACCAAGCAUAUAGAGUUAGACAUCUUGUUUGUCCGUGAACGGGUUGCCAUGGGCUAG